AAAGGGGGGACGAUUCGUAAACUGUAAACCUGCAACAUCUACCUACCUAGGUACCUAAGGUAACCAAAUUAUUAUUUGACUCUUCUCUCUCGUUCUAUCACAACUAUAAUCCUUUUUUUUUCUCCUUCUCUCGUGACUUCUGUACCAACGUCCAAAAGAAAAAGAAAAAGGAAAACAAAAAGUUUAGGUGUCCUUUAAUCCACCUAAUUCUUUUAUAGUACUAAUUUAAUUGUUCCACUACACCUCACUUUAUUCAAUUCGCGACAGUCUUGUCUUGUCUUGGCUUGAACAUCUGCCACACCGACUUCUUUACGAAUUUCCCUCCCACGAUAAAACUUUCGCCGUCCUUCGUUUAUUCGACAGCUAUAGCAUUCAAUAAAAGAACGUGAUACUGUUAAUUCCGUUCUCUUUGCGACAAUCAUACAUAUUUUAAUACAAAUCACCACCUACAGUCAAUAUGAAGGCUCUUAUUCUUGUCGGCGGCUUCGGUACGCGUCUACGGCCCUUGACCCUUACUAUGCCAAAGCCCUUAGUCGAAUUCGCGAACAAGCCCAUGAUUCUACACCAGAUUGAGGCAUUGGCUGCUGUCGGCGUCACUGAUGUUGUACUCGCUGUCAACUAUCGCCCUGAGGUUAUGGAGCGGGUUUUAAAGGAGUACGAAGCCACCCUAGGUGUCAAGAUCCAUUUCUCCCUUGAGAGCGAACCCCUCGGUACUGCCGGCCCCCUAAAGCUCGCGGAAGAGAUUCUCGCUAAGGACGACUCUCCCUUCUUCGUCUUAAACUCCGACAUCACCUGCGAUUUCCCUUUCAAGCAACUCGCCGAUUUCCACAAGUCCCACGGCGAUGAGGGUACCAUUGUUGUCACCAAGGUAGAAGAGCCUUCCAAAUAUGGUGUCAUUGUUCACAAGCCGAACCACCCCUCACGCAUUGACCGCUUCGUCGAGAAGCCUGUCGAAUUCGUUGGUAACCGUAUCAACGCCGGUAUGUACAUGCUGAACACCUCGGUGCUCCAGCGUAUCGAGAAGAACCGACCUACAUCUAUCGAACAAGAGACUUUCCCUGCUAUCGUACGUGAUGGUCAAUUGCACUCCUUUGACCUAGAGGGCUUCUGGAUGGACGUCGGUCAGCCUAAGGACUUCCUGACAGGAUCCUGUUUGUACCUCUCGGCACUUGCCAAGAAGCAACCUCACCUACUUGUCUCUCCCUCCGAGGGCUUUGUCCACGGUGGCAACGUCAUGAUCGACGAGUCCGCGAAGAUUGGCAAGAACUGCCGAAUUGGACCUAACGUGGUUAUUGGCAAGGGUGUUGUCAUCGGAGACGGUGUACGUCUACAACGAUGCACACUCCUUCCCGGAUCCAAGGUCAAGGAUCAUGCGUGGAUUAAGAGCACCAUUGUUGGCUGGAACAGCACCGUCGGUAAGUGGGCUCGUCUCGAGAACGUAACGGUUCUCGGCGACGACGUUACCAUUGGUGAUGAGAUCUACGUCAACGGUGGUAGCGUCCUUCCUCACAAGAGCAUCAAGGCGAACGUUGAUGUGCCCGCUAUUAUCAUGUAAUUGAUUUAAGGCACGGUCUGCGCUCUUCAUUACUCCUUUUCGACUUGCGACACUUCUUGUGUAUAUCUGGUACUCCUUUUAUUCGCCCUUAAGAUUUCAUAAUAUGCCGGCGGCUUCGUCUUCCACUUAGUGGUAAACUCUUAGCAUUUUUGUUCGAUUCUGUUUUUCAGAUAGGGUGGCGUUCGGGUCAGCAUUUCAUGAUAGGCGAUGACUAUCAUUCUAU
Molecule: messenger RNA, 1778 nt
Organism: Hypoxylon trugodes
Lineage: Eukaryota; Fungi; Ascomycota; Sordariomycetes; Xylariales; Hypoxylaceae
Product: mannose-1-phosphate guanylyltransferase
Exons: 4
Coding region: 458-1555 (365 amino acids)
Biological process (GO): GDP-mannose biosynthetic process; cell wall mannoprotein biosynthetic process
Cellular component (GO): cytoplasm
Molecular function (GO): mannose-1-phosphate guanylyltransferase (GTP) activity; GTP binding
Source: RefSeq, a predicted model, not a curated record